Messenger RNA from Anarrhichthys ocellatus (wolf-eel), 3910 nucleotides. RefSeq names its product RING finger protein 145. Gene Ontology annotation, biological process: ERAD pathway; proteasome-mediated ubiquitin-dependent protein catabolic process. Gene Ontology annotation, cellular component: endomembrane system. Gene Ontology annotation, molecular function: zinc ion binding; ubiquitin protein ligase activity. NCBI's taxonomy places the organism in Eukaryota, Metazoa, Chordata, Actinopteri, Perciformes, Anarhichadidae. The coding region runs from base 238 to 2508 and encodes 756 amino acids. The record is from RefSeq and is a predicted model, not a curated record. The transcript has 12 exons.
GGGUACUUUGGGGGUAAUGGCUGCGAGGUGAGAUGAGCGGAUCGGCCGCAUCCUUUGAGCGUGAGGCGCUUCUAUCGAGAGGACCGUUAACUCGGGCGGUGCCGAGUUAAAAUGGUCGAUAUCCGACCCGAAAAAGCACUCCAAAAAACGUUGUACAUAUUGCGAACAUCUCCUUCAAAUUGCGUCCGCUGUCUUAGUGGUCAGUUCUGCCUGCCGAUCCGAGGUUAAGCUGAGGCCAUGGCAGUGAAGGACCGUGUAGAGGCGGUGCUCAAUGUGGGCCUGCGUGUUCCCAGCAUCAUGCUGCUGGACGUCCUGUACCGCUGGGACGUCAGCUCCUUCUUCCAGAAGAUCCAGCGGUCCAGCCUAUCCAACAACCCCCUGUUCCAGUACAAAUACCUGGCACUCUACCUGCACUACGUAGGUUACAUCCUCAGCCUGGUACUCCUGACUCUGCCUCGUCAGCACCUGGUUAAACUCUACCUGUAUGUCCUCACGGCCCUGCUGCUGUUUGCUGGUCACCAAGUCUCAAGGGAUUAUGUCCGCAGUGAGCUGGAUUCCGGCUACGAAGGACCUGUCUACCUGGAACCUCUUUCCAUUAACAGAUUCACCACUGCACUCAUUGCUCAGCUGGUGGUGUGUACGCUAUGUUCCUGUGUGAUGCAGACCAAGAGGAUUUGGCUGUUCUCUGCUCACCUCCUCCCUCUGGUGGCCAGACUGUGUCUGGUCCCUCUGGAGACCAUUGUUUUCAUCAAUAAGUUCUCCAUGAUCUUCACUGGCCUGGAGGUUAUUUACUUCCUGGCUUCUAACUUGUUGGUACCGUACAACCUGGCCAAGACGGCCUACAGGGAGCUGGCCCAGGUGGUGGAAAUGUACGGGCUGCUUGCAUUGGGUAUGUCUCUCUGGAACCAGCUGGUCCUUCCGGUACUCUUCAUGUGUUUCUGGCUACUGCUGUUCGCUUUGCAGAUCUACUCCUACUUCAGCACCAGAGACCAGCCUACCUCGAGGGAGAGGCUCCUUUUUCUCUUUCUCACCAGUAUUGCAGAGUGUUGUAGUACACCGUACUCCCUUCUGGGUCUGGUUUUCACCGUCUCCUUCAUCGCUCUGGGAGUUCUCACACUCUGCAAGUUCUACCUGCAAGGCUACAGAGCCUUUAUGAAUGACAACACCAUGCACAGAGGGAUGACAGAAGGCAUCACCCUGCUGAUCCUCGCUGUCCAGACGGGCCUCAUCGAGCUUCAAGUCAUCCACCGAGCCUUCCUCCUCUCCAUCAUCCUCUUCAUCGUUGUUGCUUCUAUCCUGCAGUCCAUGCUGGAGAUAGCUGACCCCAUAGUCCUGGCCCUGGGAGCAUCGAGAGACAAGAGUUUGUGGAAACACUUCAGAGCGGUGUCUCUGUGUCUCUUCCUGCUGAUCUUUCCGGCCUACAUGGCCUAUAUGAUCUGUCAGUUCUUCCACAUGGACUUCUGGCUACUCAUCAUCAUCUCCUCCUCCAUCCUCACGUCACUGCAGGUACUCGGCACUCUGCUGAUCUACAUUCUCUUCAUGGUGGAGGAGUUUCAAAAGGCUCCAGUCGAGAACAUGGAUGAAGUCAUCUACUGCGUCAACGGGACGUACCGCUUGCUGGAGUUCCUGGUCGCGGUGUGUGUGGUGUGCUACGGCGUGUCAGAGACGGUGUUCGGGGAGUGGAGUGUGAUGGGCAGCACCAUCAUCCUGGUCCACUCGUAUUAUAACGUGUGGCUCAGAGCCCAGCUGGGCUGGCAGAGCUUCCUUCUCAGGAGAGAUGCUGUGAACAAGAUCAAAAGCCUCCCCACGGCCAGCAACACACAGCUGGAACAGUACAACGACAUCUGUGCUAUCUGCUACCAGGACAUGAACAACGCUGUGAUCACUCCGUGCAGUCAUUUCUUCCACGCUGGCUGUCUGAAGAAAUGGCUUUAUGUCCAGGAGACGUGCCCCCUCUGUCACUCACAACUAAAGAGCCAAUCGCCAACCACCAACCAAGACGCCCCGGCAGCCAAUCAGAGCCCCGCAGGGCAAGAAGAAGUAGCCGCGGCGGAUAAGAAGCCGAAAGAUGGCGCGCUUUCAGAUGACGCGAAGAGGGAGGGAACAGCGGAGCAGGAGGGAGGUAAUGGACCUGCCACGUCAGCUGGAGAAGGCUCCUCCUCUGGUGGGCCCUCUAGUCCCGAGCACCUUGCCCAGACUCCAUCAUCAUCAUCAUCCUCUUCCUCGUCUCCUUCCCCACUUGUGACUGAAUCUCAGAAGCAGUCCCUCACGGAUCAGCCUUCUUCGUCUUCCACCUCUUCCUCUGCCACAACGGACAUGCUCCCCUCUCCUCAAUCUCCCUCCCACUCCUCCCCCUCACAGCCGGUGGUCCAGGCAGAGAUGACCCCGGCUCGACCCGAGCCCGCCCCUCAACUAAGCCGAGGCUUCUUAUUCGACAGCGAGGAGUCACCUGCUGGUCCAUCGUGGCAGCUUGAGCAGCCCACCGCUCCUCCUCCAUGCAGCCUCUGAGCCACACACACCACAUACGUGCAUGCACAUAUAAACACACAAUCUAAAUACUCCAUCUGCUAAUAUUCUGCCUAUAUUCUACUUAUCCAGCGGUUGGCUAUCUCAUCAUGUCAGAAAAUUCAACUCUUAAAAACCAAAACAAUCUCUCAGCAGACAUUCAUCGCUCAACAGUAAGACAGGCGAUUGUCUUGGACCAGUGCAUUUAAAAAUGUGUUUAACUUUCAUGCCAGCAAUGAUUUCAUUCUCCAUUCAACACAAGAAGAGCAACGCAGUGAUCACAUUGGAAAACUAAUUGGUAGGUCGACAUCAUGUCCACGAAAUGUGAAAUCCUGCAUGAAACUAAAGGACCACAUCACAGACAUUUAGACAGAUGAUGACAUUUCUAAAAGUCCUGCUUAUGUCCCUCUCAUUUCAUGUGAUUGUUGCUCCCAUCAUGCCUUUUUGUUUGUGCAGCGUCACUCUCACUGCUGUACUUGUCUUAGUGUUUGGGUUUUGUCUGUAGUCCUGUACGUGCCAUGAUCUAACGAGGAGCGGGUCGGAGGUCUGGAGAGUUCCGGUGGGCCAGCGACAGCUGAUGGUCGUUUCAUGAAGUCUACAGAUUUCUGACUUUUUUUUUUUUUGGUUUCCACUGUUGGAUGACAGUAGCUCUGUGUACUGGUGGACACACUGAGCGUUAGCAGAGACUGAAUGUUGCUUCUUGAGGCCGUCACGUAACCUGAAGCCUGGCGCUAAGCAGAGGAUACAUGGUGGGGGUCUACUUAAGUGUGUGAACAAAUCAAAGGGUUCACAUGGGAGAACUAAUUCAUUUCACGUGUCGAGCUUUCUCUAUUAUACGUCUUCAAUAUUUGAUUCAAACUUGUUUGGCUGGUCCCAGCAAAAAAAAAAAAAACAGUUCUACUCCUCAUCGCCAAACUUUUGUAUUACUGUUAAAGAGAUGCUAUUUUUAAGAUCAUUUAUACAUUAUGUUUAUUGGACAGCCCUGCACUGCAGACGGACUGAGAAUACAGGAGAGAAAGACGGAGGAGGGAGAUAACAGAGGCCGCAGUUUGUAUUUGAACCUUUCAGCAUUGGGAGAAUUAGCCCACAAACUCUUCAGUCGUCGCCUUUACUUCACUCAUGGUACUCGCCCGCACUCACCUUGCUGAGCUCGGCUGAUUCACAAACGCAUUUAACCAGUCCACACCCAAGUUUCCCAACGAGCCAGCGACGGUUGAGACUCAUCAUCAUCAUGGCAGGAGCCAAUCAGCUCGCUCCAUCCAUUUUUUUUUUUUUUUUUUUUUUUUUUAAUAAUCGCAUCGAAGCACCCUGACCAUCACUAUCCUCCUGCUGCUCAGUCACUUCACUCCAUGAAAUGUUACCACCAGCAAAUUGAGUCACUUGAUAGGAGAGCUUUUUGUUUAGU